AUGGAAUCACUAAUAGACAUUGACUCUCCGUCAUCAAAAGACAAGCACCUCACCAAUAAUAACAAGAGCAAACCUUCUUUGGAUCUUCUCCUCGAGGGCUCGGAUAAUGACGAGCUUGCACUUCGAGACUGUCCUGUUCUCACUACCACUACAUCUUUGACAUCUGCACCAUUCCAUUCGAUAAACAAUGGUCCUGAAACAACUGGCUUGCCAACACCGUUGAGUCUUCCCGAACCCGAUCCGAUCCAUGUUCUACGAAAUACAGUAACAGCCACAGACAGUAACACCCGUGGUAGCGAACAAGCGCAGGCAAACUUUAUCAUCUCACAAACUCCCGAGGCAGCUUCCGGAGUAAUUGAGGCUGUGCACAAGGAGCUGUCCCGGGCAAAUGGUGGUCGUGGACUCGAGAUUCGCAAGGCACAGGAAAGCGCAUACUUGCGCAUCGUCGCACCUUCAAAGAACGUCGCUGAAAUGAUUAGCGCGGCUCAAGAUGUGGCCGAUGAACUAAUCUCCAACGAGUCUUCUCGAGCACCAGGCAUUUUUCAAGAGCCUCCAACUAAAGUCGACAAUGCCUGCCGAGUUGUUCUAGAUGUCAAUGAGGAAUCUGGGGAAGUACGACCGAAGCUACAGCAAGGACAAGGAGCCGCUUCUAGCACAGACGUUGCCGAAAAUUUUGAUGAGUACGCGGCGAAGCUAAACGAUCGUGUAUGCGCGGGACUGAAGAAGGCCGGCCGACUCCCUUUAUCAUUGACGCUAAGGGUCCACUUUGGCAACUGUAUGCUAAAAACGUACCCGCAAGGCAAGGAAGUUUAUGAGUACCGUGACUUCUGUGCCAUGAUGAGAAACCCCCGUGCCUCAGCAUGGUUAAAGACAUCGAUUGGCAAUGAAACACUUGCUAAAAGAGUAUUGGACUUUAUCAGAAACGACCCUAGAAGUCCAUUUCUUCCUACUGGUAACCAGUUGGGCUCGCCAGCGAAUGUCUUACCAGAAUACGCCUUUGAGGCAAGAUCGCAACGGACGAAAUUCGACAUGGCCAUCAAAAAGAGAACUAGAGGGAAUACAAGAAAUAGAGCCUCUUUCCAAUCGUACCACAUAACGGCGUGUGGGGUGGACGCCACCUUUGCCGAGCUUGACAUUCUCAACCAAAGCCUAGGAAGAAACCUCGAUUGGAAACUGGAGGCAGUGAAUGAGGAUAAGAGUGCAAAAACCUUUCCGGAAGUUGACAAGUACCUGCGAACAGCCAAUAUCGAGCUAGUGAACCUGGAUCGACCUCACGACCUCGACGUCUACCCACGCGUCAAACUCGAGCCGAUCAACUCGGUCGCGGCAAAGAUCAAAGACGUCGCGGUCAAGACUUUGUAUCGCUUCAGAUGGAAGGAGACGUCAUAUACUAUCGAGGUGGCAGUUAAUCAUCGAUGGAAUAGCAUCGCUGCCAUGACAGCGGAAAGUCUGCCGACCAUUGACGUUGGGGUUAGCGUGUUUGGGCAGGAUUGGGAUUCAGAGGAAGAGUCCGCAGGCAACAUAUGGGGCGACGAACUCCAACAUCUACUCGAAGCCGGGAAUGGUCAUGUGACAUCUACAGGCGUCCAAAGGGUUGACAAUUUCAUACAGGUCAUAAGGGAUAUUCGCAAUACCAUCGAUCCCAUCUUCCAGAACCGAUCGGGCGAAAAUGGGGCCACAGGAUAUUAG
Messenger RNA from Annulohypoxylon maeteangense, 1689 nucleotides. RefSeq lists its product as uncharacterized. The record is from RefSeq and is a predicted model, not a curated record. Bases 1 to 1689 code for a protein of 562 amino acids. The transcript is spliced from 5 exons. Lineage: Eukaryota; Fungi; Ascomycota; Sordariomycetes; Xylariales; Hypoxylaceae.